Molecule: messenger RNA, 436 nt
Organism: Selaginella moellendorffii
Lineage: Eukaryota; Viridiplantae; Streptophyta; Lycopodiopsida; Selaginellales; Selaginellaceae
Product: ubiquitin-fold modifier 1
Exons: 5
Coding region: 63-389 (108 amino acids)
Biological process (GO): protein K69-linked ufmylation
Cellular component (GO): nucleus; cytoplasm
Source: RefSeq, a predicted model, not a curated record
UCCGCCGUUGGAUUUUAAAUCUGAAUGCACUAUCAAAUUUAGGGUUCUUGGGAGCGAGCGCCAUGGCAGCUGUGGACAGCAGCAGCAAUCCGAUCCAGGCACCCUCUGCCGCUGCGGGCGUGAAGGGCCCUGGCGGCAAGGUUACGUUUAAGGUCACUCUUACCUCCGAUCCAAAGCUUCCAUACAAAGUGCUUAGUGUUCCCGAGGAGGCUCCUUUCACGGCGGUUCUCAAGUACGUUGCGGAGGAGUUUAAAGUUCCUGCGCAGACCAGUGCGAUCAUCACAAAUGAUGGAGUCGGCAUAAAUCCCCAGCAAAGCGCAGGAAACGUAUUCUUAAAGCACGGCUCGGAGCUCAGGCUCAUUCCAAGAGAUCGAGUCGGAAAUUCUUAAAAGUCACUACAAGUGAAAUAAAGCUCCUUUUGUUGACUGACUAAAAA